Oncorhynchus tshawytscha (Chinook salmon) is the source of this 2581-nucleotide messenger RNA. RefSeq names its product zinc finger protein 664-like. The transcript has 2 exons. The record is from RefSeq and is a predicted model, not a curated record. Lineage: Eukaryota; Metazoa; Chordata; Actinopteri; Salmoniformes; Salmonidae. Bases 281 to 1471 code for a protein of 396 amino acids. Gene Ontology annotation, biological process: regulation of immune system process; negative regulation of transcription by RNA polymerase II; regulation of cytokine production.
CAGUCAGCAGAUGGCGAUCUGGGAAUUUAAGGUUGUGGACGGAACGUUUCUUUCAGCAGCAGCAACAGUUAGUCAGCCACCUCGGUAGCUUGCUAGACAAAAUAGCCGAACGAAUAAAGCUCUUUAGACGCUUUAGUGUAUAUUAGCCACUGUGUUUUAAACCCACUUCUGUCGUCUAGUUAGUUAUCCGCUUUAAUUUCAUAUUUACGGUGUUGUUGUUAUUAGUCAGCUAGCGGGCUGGUUAAGUUAGCAUUAGCCUAGCUAGCUAACGUCCCCGACCAUGCGGCCAGUAAGCUACUCUCCUUCUAAUGAAGAGGAGGAUAUCACAAUAAAACAAGAAGUAGAGGGUGAGGCCGUUACUGUGAAAGAAGAGAAAGACGCGUUCAGAGUGAAAGAGGAGGAGGAUGCAGUUUAUGGAUUGAAAGAGGAGGAGGGGGAGUUGACUGUCCCGUCCAAAAAGGACGAGGAGGACCCUGGAUAUCUGGGUCCGGUUUCCCAAACGCAUCUUAAGGUGUCCGAUGGUUCUAACGGUGCAGUUAGCCAUAAGAUGGUUUUGAGAAACCGUUCCCUGAUUAACACUAGAGAGAUACAGGACUAUCGUGGAUCAUCUGGGGAGCCUGAACAACCUCAUGAUGCUGAUGAGGCAGAGAAGAGUCUCUCCACAUCAGGACAUGUCAAGAAACACCUGCAGAGACCCACUGGGAAGAGAACUCACUGCUGCUCUGACUGUGGGAAGAGAUUCACCUCCUCAUCAGGCAUUAAAAUUCAUCAUAGAAUCCACACAGGAGAGAAGCCUUAUAGCUGUGGUCAAUGUGGGAAGAGUUUUUCUACUUCUAGAUAUCUGACUAUACACCAGAGAACACACACAGGAGAGAAACCAUAUAGCUGUGGUCAAUGUGGGAAGAGUUUUGCUCGAUCAAACAUUCUGACAUUCCACCAGAGAAUACACACAGGAGAGAAACCUUAUAGCUGUGACCAAUGUGGGAAGAGUUUUACUUCAUCUAGCAGUCUUAUUGUACACCAGAGAACACACACAGGAGAGAAACCUUACAGUUGUGAUCAAUGUGGGAAGAGUUUUACUUCAUCUAGUGGUCUUAUUGUACACCAGAGAACACACACAGGAGAGAAACCUUAUAGCUGUGAUCAAUGUGGGAAGAGUUUUAAUUCAUCUAGCUGUCUUACUGUACACCAGAGAACACACACAGGUGAGAAACCGUAUAGCUGUGAUCAAUGUGGGAAGAGUUUUACUACUUCGAGCUAUCUGACUCUACACCAGAGAACACACACAGGAGAGAAACCUUUUAGCUGUGGUCAAUGUGGGAAUAGAUUUACGACAUCUGGUUCUCUGACUGUACACCAAAGAACACACACAGGAGAGAAACCUCAUAGCUGUAAUCAAUGUGGGAAGAGAUACUCUGAUAAAAGAUCUCUGAUUAAACAUCAGAAAAUACAUGAAGGAGUUGUUUCAUGAUAUCAAUGAAUUAAUGUCACAAUGUAGAAUGUUCUAACAUCGUAGGAGUAUUUUUAUGAUGUCACAAUGAAGCUUAAACAUUUGCCCCCUUAUCAAUUGAUUUUAACAUGAUAUGGAUAUUAGCCCCAGGGGCAAAAUACAGGCUCUGAAAUGAAAUAGUUACUAUUUAUGAGAUUUAAUAAAAAGUGACUAACCAAAAAAACGUUUGUUAGCACGUAUAGCUCGUUAGUCAGUAUGUGUUACACCUGAGCUGGUCCAGGUUCUAUUUAAGAGUGUCUGGCCCAGUGCUCCAGUUGUCUUGAUAGAUGUGGAGAGUCAACACCUUUAGCUGCUCAACUUUUUUGGUUUGCUUCCUGUCUUUCAGUUUGAUUUGGGUUUUUCUUUUGUUUUCCUCUUGGGCAGAUUUAGUGGGUCUCAUAGUGGGUGUCUUUUAGGUCCCAGUUGUUCGUAGUCAACUUUCAGUGAACACCAUAGUGUCUAUCGGAACCUCUCCUAAAAAACAAGUUAUGUUUUGGGUUGGAUGUAAGCAUCAUAUUGUUAAUAUUUUAAUCAAUGGCAUUUCCUUACAAUGCUCAUUAGUCUUUCAGUUGUUAGUCUUCUAUUUUUUAUUCUCAAUAUUUCUGUUUAUUUUCAUUGUUUUUCCCUGUGAAGCCAUUGUGUUGCAUCCAUGUCUGAAAUGUGCUGUAUAAAUAAAGCUUAAUAUGAUUUGAACAUAUUGCAAAACAAAUUAACCCAAUGAAUGAUCAAUCAACAGACUCUUGGUCCAUCUUAGUAUGAAAAACAGUAUAUUCCCACUUUUCCAGCCUGCUAAAGGCGAGGUGGAGUGGUAAACACCACCCCUUGCUCUACCAGGGGCAUGAGGUGGUUGCCCACAGCUCUGCUUAUGUCAUGUUCUGUGGCUUUGCCGUUCCAUUUCCUGACUGCAGCUGCAACACAGAAAGAAACACAUUUAGUCAUAUUAAAUAAAACAAGUUAUGGAUAUGGAGCAUCUAUGGCCUCAGUUACCCCUGGCACCUAAAUGUGACUUCUGUCAUCUGAUCAUUCCAAGCUGCAUUAGGUCUGGAUGCACAAAAGUCACAAUAUGCUGCAUUAGGUUUAGAUCAGCCAGGA